Messenger RNA from Penicillium roqueforti, 642 nucleotides. RefSeq lists its product as uncharacterized. The coding region runs from base 1 to 642 and encodes 213 amino acids. Lineage: Eukaryota; Fungi; Ascomycota; Eurotiomycetes; Eurotiales; Aspergillaceae. The transcript is spliced from 2 exons. The record is from RefSeq and is a predicted model, not a curated record.
AUGGAAGUUGUUGCUACGGUCAUUAGCAUCACACGCGCAUUGGUGUUUGUGAUCAAUAUUUUCGAUGAGUGCCGACAAUUGAUUGUGACCAAAGAGCUAGGUUAUCUCCGUGAUAUGGCAGAUGGACUGAGGACCACUCUCAGUCGGACCAAAAAUCCUGCUGAACUUAUCUUGAGACACACAGAUCCCUCGUCUGUAAGUGCUAAUGGCUACAGGGUUCUCUGCGAGGGCCUCCAAAAAAAACUUAUCAACUUCAAGAAGACUGCAAAGAUAAUCAACGACAAGCUUCAAAGUAUUUGUGGCAAAACAGGCUCUACGUUUUCCAAGAACCAUAAGGGUUUGGUAAAGCUCAUACGGCUACAAGCCAACACACGACUCUUCCGACGGUUGCAAGAUCGGGUAUCCUCCCAUGCAUCCUCCAUUGGCUCCUUGCUGCUUGCCAUGGAUACGUACUAUCAAAAAGGAUUCCAGGAAAAGCUUGAUAUCAAGAUUGAUCGCCUGCUGCUGCUUCAGGAAAAAUCUCGGCUACCCAAUGAGCUUGGCACCCAGCAGGUUGGCACGGCCACCUCUUUGCCCAACAAAAGCAAGCCAUUCACCAUUCCUCGACUUGCCACUGACUUUUAUCGAGAGUGGAAUGAUUAA